AACAAAUUUCCUACUCUAGCGCUUCGAAACAAAUCUGCAACGUUUCACUCCAUCUGCGCGUGCUCCAGAGCGCGAGAAUUGGUUGCCUUGCUCGACCGGAACCGGAUCGAUCGGAGUCCAUGGCGAACGCCGGGCUGCGUGCGUACCGGGAGGUGCUGCGGCUUGUGGGGCGGCUGCCCGCCGACGUGCGGACCUACUACGCCAAGUACGCCCGCGAGAACUUCGUCAACUACCGCCACCUCUCCGCCGACGACGACCUCGCCGCCCUCCUCCGGCGCGCGCACGACCACUCCGCUUGGGUCCUCUCCAAGCAAUGGACGAUGCUGGUGAGAUCGGAGGAUAGGGAUCUUCUGGGCGCGGCGAUGGGGCGAUCCGGCAUCUUCAAAAUACAUUGGCGACCUGAACAGAACUGAUGCUUGUGCCUCCUUGUUCUUAGCUUUUGCCCUUGUUCCUGCAAAGUUUUUCGUGGGUAUUUGUGUAUCAAAUUGUGUUAUCAUAGAGGACUACUGAAGAUUAUUACUCAUCUAAUUGUGUUACCAUAGAGGAACCUUGAAGAUUAUAAGAGGGAAAGUGCGAUCAUAAGACAAGUAGUGUUCAGUAAGUAGC
Lolium perenne is the source of this 606-nucleotide messenger RNA. Its product is annotated as LYR motif-containing protein At3g19508. The record is from RefSeq and is a predicted model, not a curated record. NCBI's taxonomy places the organism in Eukaryota, Viridiplantae, Streptophyta, Magnoliopsida, Poales, Poaceae.